CUACAACGUCCCCGUCGAGGCGCCCCAAAAGAAAGAAAAGAAGGAGAAAGAGUAUGGCGAUUGGUUUGUCCAGGUCACCGAACCGGAUCCGCACUGCUGGAAGAGCAUGGAAACCCUUACCUACAACGAGAAAUGUCGGUUGCUCAAGAAAGUCCUCAACUGCGAGGUUGUGUGGGUGCAAACAGGCUCUGCUUCAUUGGCGAAGCAAGGCAAGUUGGGAGUCCGGGAAGCAGUGCACCUGCUGAAGUGCGAUCGCAUCUUGGUGCGAUUGUGGAACUACUAUCAGUUUGUGUACGAGAACCGUCCAGAUACUGACUGGACACGUGCGUAUCCCUUCCUGAAGAAGCGGGAGACGAUUUUGGUGGAGUUCGAGAAGCAGGGAAUGGAUGCCCCGUUGUGGGACGGGAGCAGGAAGCUCGUCGGUGACGCCUCACUGUUCAAGGAUUGCCCGCCGUACAUGGGGUGCAAGGACUACAAAAUGAUCAAGGCGACGGAAAAACUCACCCAAAACAAGAAGUUGUCCGUCGGCUGGAAGGACAAGGUCCUCUCCGUGCUGACCGGCUGUAGGGCGAAGAGCAUGGAGGUCGCGCUUGCCGAAGGCGUGGUGCACGUUCUGUGGAAAAACUCGGGGGACGUGACAUCGAUCGCACCGUUCAGCGUUGACCCUCUGGAGGCGCAGAUGAGGGUCACGGAGUUGGAGAAAGCGGUUGGGACCACCAAAUGCCACACGUGCGUUCACGAUCUGUUCGAGCCGGUGGACUUCAAACACUGGACGCCGAAAGCUUUCGAGAGUUUAAAUUCUCUCCUAGAGCAAUUGUUUCCGUCACACUUGACGGUCGUCGCUUUCGUCCCUCGGCAGUGGGACUACUCCUUCAUGACCAGCCUGCGCCAUCUGCCCGUUGUGAAGGCAAUGGCAGGGACGUGGGUGACGAGGACGCCGCAGAAUAAAAGUUUUCCAGUGGGGAACAACUUGUUUUCGGCUGACGACCGGAUGUACAUUCUCUUCAAAUGUGACGAUUUGCGGGAGAAUACUUGUGUCAUCUACGAUGCUAGGUUGUCGGCAAGUGACGCUGCAGCUAUCGGGGUACAUCAGAAAGUGCCCUCGACAGACAUAUCGGAGACUCCCUUUGACCCUUGCGAGUGGCCGUCGGCCAUGCCUGGAGUUGACAGGAAGGUCUACAAGGACAUGGAGCGGAACCCCACACAAUUGGCCCAUCUGCUGGAAUUUGUGUGCAAAAAGGGGGAGGACGUCAUGUUCCUCGGCAAGCCGCACGCGCGAGUCGUGUGGGAGGUUUUGAAGAGCGGCCGACACGUGGUCGCGCUGGAAGGGAAUUCUGAGUUGUUGCAAUACACGUUGGAGUUCGUCAAAAGCGAGGUCAACUCUGGAGCCAGCCGCUGCGAGUUCGUUUCGAGGAGCGAGAAAUCAACACGCGUUCGGGAACCGUCUACGGACAUGUGGUUCAAGUUGAGCGAGCAGAAGACGAACAGGAUCUACGAGUUCCUCUUUUUGGAAGUGCGGCCCAGGAGGGACAAUGACGCUGAGUACAUGCGCCGCAAGAACGCAAAGAACUUCCUCGACCGGCUGGAGCGUUUGAACUUCGUCGAGUCCGAGCGGGUGUUGAAGCUCGAGAGUUAUGGUGCCUUGAUCUCCACGGAGGACGAGGCGGAGACAGGCGUUGUUUUCGACACCGCUAUGCCCGAGGAGGACAACGACAGCGAGGACAUCGACAUCGAUUACCAUCCUGCUCCGGUGUUUCAUGCCAUGGGCUCCUCGUCGGCCGGUCCCUCAACAAGCCAGGCCACCCAGACGUCGCCUGUGCUCACGUUCACCCCGGGCGGUGGCGGUGAUGGGGGGGAGAACGUUGUUGGACAGCCAACUGCCAUGUCCGGUAAGCGACCUGCGUCGAAGUCCGUCGGAAUCCGGACUACAUCGGCUGAGACACCGCGCGUAAAUGGAGAGCCCACUGACCAUGAUGAGCCGAAGUCCGCCCGGAUCCGGACUUCUUCAGAAAGGGCUCCACAUGCAAGGAUUAUCGUGCCCACGGGAGGGGCUACGCACGUGGGGGCAGGAGAGCGGGCCGCGGGAUUCGACAUGGUUUUGGGAGAAUUUCGUGAAUGGCGUGGGAGGGACGGAGGGGAAGAAGGGGAAGAAGGGGAAGAAGGAGAGGAAGGAGAGGAAGGGGGUGAAGAAGGGGAUAUCGAUAUUGAAGGCGACGAACGGCUGGGCAAUGAGGAGGAUGCCGACUGCGAGGAAUCGUCUGACUCGUUCGGGCACCUUUACGCGGGUCAUCCGGGGCCUGAUGUUGACGACGAUGCGACAACAAUGGAGAUGGAGACGCAGGUGGUCAAUGACCUGUUAGCAGACCCUGAAGAUUAUGAGGUUCAACCACUGACGGCUGCAGUCGAUCUCCAACACCGUUGCGACGAGGUUUCCGCUGUUGUGAGCCCGGCUCAACGAAGUCAACAAUUGAGCGUCGUUGAAGUUAUCAAUGAGAUACUCGGCGACGAGCAGGUGGUCGGGCAACGGUAUGCAGCGCCUGUCCCGGACGACCACUAAAAAGUCACAACUUUCGUGCCCUCUGACACCG
Chara braunii is the source of this 2588-nucleotide messenger RNA. NCBI's taxonomy places the organism in Eukaryota, Viridiplantae, Streptophyta, Charophyceae, Charales, Characeae. The record is from the annotation of a GenBank genome assembly.